Molecule: messenger RNA, 2612 nt
Organism: Syngnathoides biaculeatus (alligator pipefish)
Lineage: Eukaryota; Metazoa; Chordata; Actinopteri; Syngnathiformes; Syngnathidae
Gene: atox1
Product: antioxidant 1 copper chaperone
Exons: 4
Coding region: 154-360 (68 amino acids)
Biological process (GO): copper ion transport
Cellular component (GO): cytosol
Molecular function (GO): metal ion binding; copper chaperone activity
Source: RefSeq, a predicted model, not a curated record
UUUAAAAACCGGAACUCCUAUUCCCAUUCCAGUCGAAUUUUAGCUUGACUGUACAACCCGAGUUAGGUGGCGGAUUCAGUCUUGUUUUUCCUGCUUCUUUCGUAAUUACGUGGUAAAGGUUCAUCUUCGGUGGGACGCGACAUCAUCAUAAAUAUGCCCAAACACGAGUUUGCGGUGGCCAUGACGUGUGAAGGAUGUUCAGGCGCUGUUAGCCGGAUCCUCAGCAAGUUGGAAGACGUCAAAUUUGAAAUUGACCUCCCGAAUCAACUUGUCUGGAUCGAGUCAGACAAGGACGCGGACGUUCUGCUGGAGACGCUAAAGAAGUGCGGCAAACAGGUCACGUACAAGGGCAUCAAAUAAACACAGAUCACAAUGUAAUCCGCGAACAUCAUGGUCCAAGGGGAAUCCAGUCCAACCUCAUCAGUCAGCCUAUCCAUUACUACAGCAAACAGAAAGGGGCUCAGCGCGGAUCACUGAUGCAGGCCCACCUCCACCUUAAAUUCUUCUGACACAACUACGGCACAUCUCACCGCUGUUCUGCCAACCUCAUACAUCAUGUCCUGUCCUAUUCUAACAUAUUUCUCCCCCAAACUGGACUUGCGCAUGCAGUACCACAGUUCCUCUCUUGGUACUCUGUCAUGGGCUUUCUCUCGGUCUACAAAGACACAACGUAGCUCCUUUUGACCUUCUCUGUACUUUUCCACCAGCAUCCUCAAGGCAAAUAAUGCGUCUGUGGUACUCUUUCUAGGCAUGAAACAAUGCUGUUGCUCACAGAUACGUACUUCUGUCCUGAGUCUAGCCUCCACUAAUCUAUCCCAUAACUUCAUUGUUUGGCUCAUCAUCUUUAUUCCUAUGUAGUUUCUACAGUUCUGUACAUCGCCUUUGUUCUUAAAAAUGGGGACUAGCACUUUUCCUCCAUUCUUCUGGCAUCUUCUCUCCUGCUAGUAUUCUAUUGAAUAAGUUGGUCAAAAACUCCACAGCCACCUCUCCAAAUUGCUUCCAUACCUUCACCGGUAUGUCAUCGGGACCAACUGUCUUUCCAUUUUUCAUCCUGUUCAGUGCCUUUCUAACUUCCCCCUGACUGAUCAAUGCCACUUCCUGGUCAUUCACGCUCGCCUCUUCUACUCUACCUUCUCUCCCAUUUUCUUCAUUCAUUCACUUCUCAAAGUACUCUUUCCAUCUCAAGACUGAAGCGUGAACCCGCAGUUAUUACAUUGCAUACUCAUUCCUAGUAUGUGAUAUGAUAAGACUAAAAUUGGAUUGAAGAAAAAAAAAGGAUUGCCACUCCCACAAAGUGUAAACAGAGAUUGAAACGAAAUUAAUUUAUUAAAACACACUUUUAAAGUAUACCUUAAUGCCUGUUCACACCUUGUCAUUGUCAAGUCAUGGAUUACAUUACUAGGAAGAAAGGGUGGGGGCUUGGGGUGGGGUGACUGGAUCACAAAUAUUGGGGAAGGGUGCUAGCUUCAAGCUGUUUGUUUACUACCAGUUGAGGUUCAGUUUAAAGCUGACAUACUACAAAAAUCAAAUCAAAUUAUUAUUUUUUUUGACUUGACGACACUAAUUUCAUGCUCACACACAAUAGAAUUGCCAAUGGAAAUAUGCGUGGAUGGGAAUUAUAAACCUUUCAACCACAACAGAUACAACAAAAUGUAUCUUUUUGUAUAGCUUUAAAUUAGACACCCAAAUAUUCAUCCAAACCUUACAAUUUUGUUUCAUAAAAGUAUCAUAGCACAAUGCUAACAGGCUACAAGACGCCAUUGAAGUGCUAUGACAAAUUAGCAUCGAUGUUACAGUAAUUAUAAACCUUUCAACAACUGCUACUGUAACACAUGGAGGAGCAAUGGAUACAACAAAAUAUCUGUUUUGUAUAUAUUUAAAUUAAACACCCAAAUAUUCAUCCAAACUAUAUAAUUUUGUUUAGUAAUUAAUUAAAUCCAGGUUGAAAACAUGCUCUUUAGAAUAUAUCAGCUUUUUGAUCAUAUUGCAUUGUAUGUGAUUUUUUUUUUUUUUAAUGUUUGUCAUUUUCAUUGUUUUGAUCACAUUUGACAUGUUUUAUCUCUUUGUUUUCAAAUGCCUUUAAUCAUUCAAAGCACAUUGAGUUACCUCGUGUAUGAAAUGCGCUAUACAAAUAAAUUUGCUUUGCUAAUAAAAGUAUCAUAGCAUAAUGCUAACAGGCUACGAGACGCCAUUGAAGUGCUAAUACAAAUUAGCAUCGAUGUUACAGUAUUUAUAAACCUUUCAACAACUGCUAUUAUAACAUGGAGCAGCAGCGGAUACAACAAAAUGUAUCUGUUUUGUAUGCAUUUGAAUUAAACAUCCAUAUAUUCAUCUAAACCAUAUAAUUUUGUUUAGUAAAAGUAUUAUAGCUUGAUGCUAACAGGCUACGAGACGCCAUUGAAGUGCUAAUACAAAUCAGUAUUGAUGUUACACAACACAAACUACUGUUAAGAAAAUUUCACACCACCUAAAUUAAAAAAUGUACAUAACCAAUUCAUUUUUACCUCUGGGCAAGCUCCCAAAAAUCCUCACAUCAACUUGGGCGUAAACGACGAGUACAGUGACAGGCAUGUCACCUAACUGCUUGCUCUUUCUUUCGUGUGCCAUUUCUU